AUGACGCCCGUAGACUCGACGACGUCGCCCCCGUCUCUGAGCCCGUACCAUUUGAGCCCCAACGACGGCAACUCCGCGCCGCCCUGCCCGCGCAGCCGGAGCUGCUCCCUGGCCAGCAUCGGCCACGUGAGCCUCAGCGGCGUCGUGGUCAACAGCCACGGCGCCAGCAGGCAACGCCGGUUCUCCGUCAGGGUCAUCGAGGCCAGCCUGUGCGUGUUCCUCAGCCUGUGCGUGUCCCUGGUGGGACUCUUCCUCGGGCUGCUCUACGAGCCGCUGCUCCUCGUGGUGUUCGCGUGUGGACUCGUUGCGCUCGUGGCUUACCUCUGCUACGCGCUUGUGCUCUACAAGAGAUCUUGGCGAAGACGGAGUUCGGGAAGCAUGCCGCCAUUCUGGGCCGGCCAGCGCAAGAUCUCGGUGGUGUCCGUGGACAAGAUGCCCACCAUCAACGAGGCGACCAUCGAAGACGACGUGUCCCUCUCCAGGAGCACCGAGGAAACCUGGAGCGGCAAGACCUACGUCGUCCAGCAAAAUUUGUCCUCGUAG
Messenger RNA from Ixodes scapularis (black-legged tick), 543 nucleotides. RefSeq lists its product as uncharacterized. NCBI's taxonomy places the organism in Eukaryota, Metazoa, Arthropoda, Arachnida, Ixodida, Ixodidae. The coding region runs from base 1 to 543 and encodes 180 amino acids. The transcript has 2 exons. The record is from RefSeq and is a predicted model, not a curated record.